AUGUCUCAUGUACACUCGAUUUUUAUCGUUUAUAACAAUAUACCAGAAAAUGACAAAUGGAUCAAAGAUUGGCCAAAAAUACAAGGUUUUUAUACUUAUUCAGAUAAUAUUAGCAGUAAGGUUUGGAUUAAGAUUCAGCAAUAUCAUCGAAAUUCAACCAAAGAAGUAGAUUCAUGGUUGAUGUGUACACAAUUGAUCAAAGAUAUUCUUCGCCAAACUAAAUAUGAGGAGAACACGCCGAAAAAAAUUUUUAUUCAGUUUUGUCAUCGCAAACUUCAUAUUGAUGGUGAUGAACUCAAUGAAUUCGAACAUACUUAUCAUCAGCAUACACCCAUCUGGUGGUAUAUAAAAGAUGGUUUUCUUUCGCAAAUCAUUAAUCGAGCAUUUCAAUCACAAGACAUACCCACUAUUGUCAAAAUGUCAUUCUUUCUUCAAGAUCUUGAUCGGCAAAUACGAACAAUAUACAAACCUCCUUCUCAUCAAUCAAUAAUAUUGUAUCGAGGGCAAGGUCUAUCACAUGCACAUUUUGAACAACUACGUCUUAUACAAGGUGGUCUUCUCUCCUUUCAUACUUUUCUCUCAGCCACUGCUGAUAAAGAAAUCGCCAUGUCUUGUGCUGAUUCGUUUCGCGAUCAUAAUCCGAGUCUCAUAAGCAUUCUUUUUCGACUCGACAUUCUUCCCAAUACUCACACUUCAACAUCAUUCGUAUCGUUGGAUGAUAAGAGUUCUUGGAGUGAAUCGAAAGAUGAAUGCUUAUUCACAAUGGGAGCGAUGUUUCGAAUUGGACAGAUGAAACAACUGGAAGAUCAACUAUGGCAAGUAGAACUCACCUUAGCCAAUGAUGAUGACGAAGAUCUACAACUACUGACGACAUACAUUCGACAAAUGACCCAAGAUUCGACUGGAUGGGACCAACUCGUUCGUUUGCUGGUUGAAUUAAAACACUUUGAUAAAGCAGAAGAGGUGCUUGAUCUACCCAGUGAUAAUUCCGUAAGGAACGAUGCUGAUAAUCUUGUUCAUGGUUAUCAGCUGAUGGCAUGGAUAAAAAAAAAGCGAAGAGAACACAAGAAAGCUAUUCUCUUCUAUCAUAAAGCAUUGAAAACAUGUCAAACUUCAACGAAUGUCAAUGAUAUUGAUGUUGCUACGAUUUAUAAUGAUCUUGGUUCAUUAAAGUACAACACUUUUACUUUAACAGUUAAAGUUAAAGUAAAAACACUUUCCACUUUAACUUUAUUUAAAGUUAAAGUAUUUUAA
Adineta steineri is the source of this 1254-nucleotide messenger RNA. The record is from the annotation of a GenBank genome assembly. Lineage: Eukaryota; Metazoa; Rotifera; Eurotatoria; Adinetida; Adinetidae.